GCUAUGCUCUCUCACUCCUUCACUCCCUCCUACCUUCACUCACCAGUUUUAGACUUCUUGGCUGUGUUUCUUUGUCUUUGCUUCUUCUAGUAUUCGCUGUUUCUUCACAUUCCUAAGUAGCCACCCACAUUUCUAACCUCAUGCUGUCCCGUCACUUACAAAGCUUGUCAGGUUCUUCGAACUUUCCCCUUCUGCUUUGUACGUUUCUGUGGAAAAAGGAGUAGAUUUUAUUCAACUGGGUUGCAUGUUUUUAUUCACAUUGUCGUAAAAAUUUCUUGCUUGGAUUCCAUGAGUUGUCUAGCUGAUGAAGAUGUAGAAUUUGUGCAAGUUUCUGCCUUUUUUUUUUGUUCUCAUGUUAGGCGUAUUUUGACUUGAGUGGACUUAAAGUUUCCAUUUUUUUGACAAUGGGGUUUGUGAUUUUUGGCUAGGAUUAAUUUUGGGAAUUUUAUGUUAGGAAAUAAUUGUUGUUUUGGUUCAUUUUGCUCUUCAAUCCUCCCAUUUGUUGACUAAUUGCUUGGAUUCUCCUCUAAAGUAGCAUUUAGGGUGAUUACAUUUUGAUUUCAUUCCUUUUGUACUAGAACCUUAUGGUCUUCACUUGUUUGUGACAUUCAUGAAGUAGCAUUUGAUAUUGCCGGGAAACCAGUUCAAUCUUUCUUCAUAUUGGUCGUUUUGUGGUUUGGAACUAGCCUUGGGACAAUGCAAACGAUCUGCCUGAUUUUAUUGUUGUUGGUAGUAGCUGCAUUAGGACAAUCUGAUUUUAAAGCACUUUUGGAGCUCAGGAAGGGUUUUGAGAAAGACCCAUCAGGGAAAGUUUUUGACUCAUGGGACAGCAAGUCCUUGGCAUCUGAUGGGUGCCCUCAGACCUGGUACGGGGUUAUCUGUGUCAAUGGUCACGUGGUUUCAAUCACUCUAAAUGAUGUUGGUCUUGUUGGAAACUUCAGUUUCCCAGUUCUUGCUGGCUUUAAAAUGCUUCGAAACUUGUCGGUUUCGAACAACCAGUUGAUGGGCACUAUCUCGAAUGUUGGUUCCAUCGAGUCCCUUGAAUUUCUGGAUCUUUCAUCCAAUUUUUUUCAUGGGUUUGUACCUUCUGGGGUGUCCAAGUUGAAGAAUUUAGUGCUUCUGAAUCUUUCUUCAAACAAUUUCGAAGGCAUUGUUCCCUCAGGUUUUGGCAAUCUCGAGAGCUUGGAGUACUUAGAUUUGAGGCAUAAUAGCUUUUCUGGGGAUAUAAUGGGUCUUCUUUCCCAGUUGGACAUUGUGGUUCAUGUUGAUUUGAGCAGCAACCAAUUUUCUGGUUCAUUGGAUUUGGGACUCGGAAAUGCUAGCUUUGUUUCAUCAAUCAAGUAUUUGAAUGUAAGCCACAAUUACUUGGUUGGGCAGCUCUUUGCUCACGAUGGAGUGCCAUAUUUUGACAGCUUAGAGGUCUUUGAUGUCAGCAAUAAUCAGAUAACUGGGGCUAUUCCCCCCUUCAAAUUUGUUGUUUCUCUUCGGAUUCUUAGGCUUGGUGGCAACCAGUUAUCAGGGUCUUUACCAGAAGCUCUUCUGCAAGAUAGCUCGAUGGUGUUGACUGAACUGGAUCUUAGCCUUAAUCAACUUGAAGGUCCAGUAGGAAGUAUCACCUCUACAACUCUGAGGAAGAUGAAUAUAUCUUCAAACAAACUUUCAGGCCCUUUACCAGCCACUGUAGGCCACUGUGCCACCAUUGAUCUGAGUAAUAAUAUGCUCACAGGGAAUUUGUCCAGAAUCCAGAACUGGGGAAAUUACGUGGAAGUUAUUCAGUUGAGUUCAAACUCAUUGACAGGAACUUUGCCUAACCAAACUUCUCAAUUCUUGAGGCUAACUACAUUGAAGAUAUCAAACAACUCAUUGAAUGGUGAUCUUCCACCGGUGUUGGGUACAUACUCAGAACUAAAGGUGAUUGAUCUUAGCCUCAAUUUUCUUACAGGGUUCCUCCUUCCAGAUUUCUUCACCUCAACAACACUGACUGACCUCAACCUGUCAGCCAACAAUUUCACGGGGGAAAUACCUCUUCAGGAGGUCCACGACUCGAGAGAAAAUUUGAGUUUGGUGUCUCUUGACCUGUCACACAACUCUUUAGAGGGAUCUUUGCCCCCAGAAAUCAGUAAGUUCCAUAACCUGGUGUAUCUUAACCUAUCUAACAACAAACUGAAAGGCAGCAUCCCUGGGGACCUUCCUGAUGGAUUGAAAGGAUUUGAUGUGUCUUCUAACAAUUUUUCUGGUGUGGUUCCUGAUAACUUGAGGCGGUUUCCUGAUUCAGCUUUCCAUCCAGGAAAUUCUUUGUUGAUUUUUCCUUAUUUGCCAUCCUCAUCAAAGGGGCCUCCAGCCCUUGUGAAUUUGAAGGGGGGUCAAUCUCGUAUGAAACCUGCUAUUAAAAUUGCUCUGAUUGCAAGUAUGGUUGGUGCUGCUACUAUAAUAGCUCUUUUGUCCAUGGUGAUUUAUUACCGCACCCAUCGGCCAACACAUGGAACCAAAAGUUUGAAAGGAGAUGAGAGAAGUGAAGGUGUCCCACAGGAGGAGGGUUCUUCCAUCUCUUCAUCAAGAGUCAACAAAAAUCCAAGCCAAUCAUCUGCAUCACUUAGCUUCCACCAAAGUAACGCCCUAACCCAGAUGGGGUCUGCAUAUGAUCCAGGGAACACAUCCUCAGUUCCACAGAAAUCUAAAGAGCAUCUCGAAUCAAUAACAAAAGAUGGAGGGUUGACUUCUCCCCAUUUGUCAUCUUCAAAUGCAUCACCUUCUAAAAGCCCGCUAUCAUCUGAUACUCCUGGGGUGCUGAGAGUUAGAUCUCCUGAUAAGUUGGCUGGGAAUUUGCAUCUCUUUGAUGGUUCUCUAACAUUCACUGCAGAAGAACUUUCAUGUGCUCCAGCAGAAGUUGUUGGAAGGAGUUGCCAUGGUGCGCUAUAUAAAGCUACACUUGACUCUGGCUAUGUAAUGGCGAUAAAGUGGUUAAAAGAGGGAAUAGCAAAAGGGAAGAAGGAUUUUGCUAGGGAAGUAAAGAAACUCGGGAGCAUCAGACAUCCAAAUUUAGUUUCUCUUCAGGGUUACUACUGGGGUCCAAGAGACCAUGAGAAGAUGAUAAUAUCAAAAUAUAUCAAUGCGCAAUGUUUGGCCUUCUAUCUUCAAGAAUCAGAGCCAAGGAAACUUCAGUCUUUAUCUCUUGAUGAUCGGCUGAGGAUUGCUGUGAAUGUCGCCCGGUGCCUAAACUACCUACACAAUGAAAGAGCAAUUCCCCAUGGAAACCUCAAAUCUACCAACAUUUUAUUAGAACCCCCAAACAUGAUUCCACUGCUCACCGAUUACAGUCUCCAUCGAAUAUUGACUUCUGCUGGCACUGCAGAACAGGUUCUGAAUGCAGGUGCUCUUGGCUAUCGGCCACCUGAAUUUGCUAGUUCAAGUAAACCCUGCCCAUCAUUGAAGAGUGAUGUUUAUGCAUUUGGGGUUAUCUUGUUAGAGCUCCUAACUGGAAAAUGUUCAUGGGAGAUAGUUUCUGCAGACCCAGGAGUGGUUGAUCUGACAGACUGGGUAAGGUUAUUGUCUGAAGAAAACCGUUCCAGUGAGUGCUUCGACAAGCUGCUUAUGGAUACCCCUAACGCAGAGGCCCCCAGAGUUCUCGAUGAAAUGCUCCAGGUGGCUCUUAGAUGUAUCCUACCAGCAUCUGAAAGGCCGGACAUGAAAACGGUAUUCGAAGAUCUUUCAACAGUAGCAUCAUGAAAGGCACCUCAAAGAAAACAGGAGUCCUAACCAUUGUUUUUGCCACUAACCCAGUUCAUUGCUAUUACUGUUCUUUUAUUUUUUGGAGGGAUACUGCUUCUAAUUGCUUCGAUAUCUGUUAACGUUCUUAAGCUGCAGCUGAUCCUUUGAAUAAUGGCUUUGUAUAGGUGGUUUACUGGCUCUUUGAGCCCGGGGAAAUUAGGGAAAUAAAUUCACUCUCAGAUGGAUGGGUUAAGCCAUUCUUUGUUAACCCUAUCUUGUAAGGUGUACUCUACUCUUUACAAAGUUCUUUUCUGGACGCAAAAA
Populus nigra (black poplar) is the source of this 4032-nucleotide messenger RNA. Its product is annotated as probable inactive receptor kinase At5g10020. The coding region runs from base 697 to 3726 and encodes 1009 amino acids. Gene Ontology annotation, biological process: protein phosphorylation. The record is from RefSeq and is a predicted model, not a curated record. The transcript is spliced from 3 exons. Lineage: Eukaryota; Viridiplantae; Streptophyta; Magnoliopsida; Malpighiales; Salicaceae. Gene Ontology annotation, molecular function: ATP binding; protein kinase activity; protein binding.